Messenger RNA from Plasmodium coatneyi, 3453 nucleotides. RefSeq lists its product as uncharacterized. Gene Ontology annotation, cellular component: t-UTP complex; 90S preribosome; small-subunit processome. The record is from RefSeq and is a predicted model, not a curated record. The coding region runs from base 1 to 3453 and encodes 1150 amino acids. NCBI's taxonomy places the organism in Eukaryota, Apicomplexa, Aconoidasida, Haemosporida, Plasmodiidae. Gene Ontology annotation, molecular function: protein binding; RNA binding. The transcript has a single exon. Gene Ontology annotation, biological process: maturation of SSU-rRNA from tricistronic rRNA transcript (SSU-rRNA, 5.8S rRNA, LSU-rRNA).
AUGACAACCAUCCACAGCACCAAUGAAGGGCCCCAAGGGGCACAGAGGAUCCUCCAAAAAAUGUACAGAAGAAAAAAUGAUAAGCAACAACUAACCAUGAACCUAACGGAAUUUAAAUUCUAUGACUAUGAAACGAAAGAACUUAGAACCAUAGAAGCAUCUCCCUGUAGAAAGUACAUAUGUAUAUGUGACUCCUUUGGGGUUAUAUAUGUGUACAAAUUUUAUAAGAACCAGUUCUUGUACUUGCUGCAGCUGCAUGCACAUGUGUCACAGAGCUCGAUCAUGUCAAUUAUGUGGAUUAGCAAAAAGAACCGGAAGAAGAAGCAUUUGUUUAUGCAGAACGAAUGGAAAGACUACGUUCUGGCCAUUACGACUCUAUGUGGUGAGAUCGUUCUGUACGAUUUGGAGAAUCAAAACAAACUGCAAAGUAUCUCCAGCAACGGGAGUAUCUCCUGUGCCAAACUGAAUAAUAGCCUUCAAUAUUUUGGCGUCACCAAUUUGGAUGGCUACUUUUACCUGUACAACAUAUACAGCAACGUGGGCAGGCGCAUGUACAACUGCUUCGACCGCUUCCACGAGGGGGGCUUGCCCAACGUCGAUAACGUUAGUGACGUCGACAACGUUAGUGAGGUUAGCAACGUUAGUGACAUUAGCGACGUCAGCAACGUCAACGAUGAUGCAUAUAACAGUGACCGGAACGAUGGGAGUAACGAAAACGCACAGGAGCGACCGGACAAAAGAAUCAAACUGUCCACCGAUCUUACGAAGUAUUUGGAGGAGGAUGCCUCGUCACAGGGAGAAGACGCAGAGAGCGCCCCGACAGUGACCCCAAAGAAGUGGCACGUAUUCUCCCCCCGAACGGGGAAAACAGAAAGGAAAAACCAAACUGGUGAAACGUUUAACAUAUUUAUUAAGAACAGAUUCAAGUGCAGGGAGAAGUUGGUCUGUUUGUACUUUAUGGAUGAGCUGAAAAGUAGGGAAGUGCUGCUAAGCAGUGUACAGGGGGGAAAGCAGAAAACUAAGGUGGUUAACGACGAGAUGGAAAGUGAGGAGGAGGAAAGUGACCACCACUAUGGCGGUCAUGAGCUGAACGGGGCGACCCUCCCCCCCCCGAGGAACAAAAUCAGGGAGCUAGAAAGGUCGUACCAUAGUUACAACCACUAUGUACUCCUCGGGAGUGAGGAAUCCAAAAUUUACAAGUACAACAUAACGAGGAAGUGCUGCGAGGGGGAAUUCAAAAGCGUCAAUGAGAACUGCAUCAUUUGGGACGUCCUCUACAUAUACAAGACGAAUGAAGUGGUGUGUGUAGAUAACAGUGGCUCCCUAACUAUAUUCGACAACAGCACCUUCAGCGUAAAAUACUUUUUCAACCACCACUUGUACAAGUCCGUAUCCUUAGCGAAGACACUGAAUGAGGAUUAUAUUUUCACGGCAGGUGUGGAUAGGUAUAUAAUAAAAUACGCCCUGACACGUGUACAUAGUGGAGGAGGGGUUCCCUCAAAUGGAAGCCUCAGACAAGACGUAGCUACGAUGGGGAAGCGAAACUACCAAAUGGUUAAUAUGAAAAUGGACGGUCAUAAAAUGAAAUUUAAUUACGCAUCAAUGAAUGGAGGUAACUACGAAGGAGGAGAAGAAGAUUUCUUCCUCCACAAGGUGAAAGAAGCGAAUGAACUAAAUAAUAGGUGGUAUCGCAUUAAUAAAAGGUCCACCCAUUUUUCAGACAUAAAAAAGAUCAUCCUCCUGAGGGGGGAUGUAAUCGUUAGCAUAAGUGAUGAUAUGACCUUCUGUCUGUAUGACAGUUUUAACCAAGUCAGUAAAUAUUUCCAAAUCGGUAACGCUGAGCUGAACAGGAAUGUGCACAUUUCGAAAAAUCUGAAAACCGUUUUUUGUACACACGCGUGGGGGGUAAGAAUUCACUAUAAUAGUAGCUCUAUCUGCGUGGAGGGGGGGAAUUCUCCACAGGAUGUUGGGCUACUCACUCCGAAGGACAUGGCAAAUAUUAGCGAAGUGAAUUACAAACACAUUGCCAACAUUUCCUACGGAAAAAACGAAUUUGUUAAUUCUUGCAUUGUGAAUGAAAGUGGGACGAAAAUUGCUUGUCGAACGAAUAGGAAGCUUUCCAUCUAUCACUUCAAUGUAGGUGACCUCACUAUAUACAACUAUGACCUUUCCAAGUUGGGCGCUUUUAAAGUGUACUCCUUCGAAUUUGUUAAAGACGACGUGGUCAUUCUUUCCUUUGCGAGGUGUCAUUUCGGCAAGGGGGAUGAGAAGAAAGACGUUGCAGGGGAGGAGGAUGUUGUUGGGGAGGACAACAAAGAGGAGACAUACGAAACGUACGAACAUGUGGAGGAUGACGAGAUGGACACACGUACAAAUAGACGAGAGUAUGUAUAUACCUACCAUGUGGCCAUUUACAAGAUCGACACGAAGGAAGUCAGGGAAGAAAUUCAAGUGGACAGAAUUCUCUGCAAUUUAAAAAAGUACAACAAUGGGAAAUUAAUCAUUUGCACGGAUGACCAAAAAAAUAUAUUUUUAUUUUUUAAAAAAUCUAAAAAGUAUUUGAAAAAAUGUUUCAGAAUUUUCGACUUCAAUUUAAGCAGAAGGAACAUCCAUCGGAGUUACUUGUUUUCCAUCGUCGUUGAGAAUUUGUUGUUCAUUUUUACGCUGGACAAUUGCGUCUACGUAUAUUCCCUGUUUUGGGGGAAGGGCAGUGGUUUGUCCUUCUUAAAGACGCAUGUUAUCAGAAAUUAUCAGCUCUGCGAGUAUAGGGAUGUCUCUCUGAUCGAUUUGGGUCGCCGUGUGGGGGAAGGGAAGAACGUGGGCGAUCAGAAAGGUGCUCACCAGGUGGAUGCGCCCAACCAGCCUCCGCCACCGCCACCACCACCAUCCUUCCAGAGCAAGUACUGCCUCCUCCUCCGUAGCUGUGACAGAAUGGGGUUACUAGGACUCAACAUACCUAACGACCUUUUCAUCAACGUCAAGUUAUCAAAUAUAGAAGAUGCCUUCAAGUACAGUUCAGGCAUGAUCGAUCAGUACUACCUGUCGUCACUUAAUUUUCGCUACAAUUUUCUAAACGCAAAGCAGCUGUACUUUGAGGAUGAAAAUCUUUACAAUAUGCUUCUGCACGAGAUGAGGCGGGAAAACAAGCGGGGGGAAGCCAUGCACCAGUUGGACACUGCUAAUCCGGUCCCUACGUAUGACGCCUUAAAAGGGGACAAGGAACUAACGGAGGGGCAACACACCCAGGAAGAGUUCACAAACGAGAAAGGUCCUGUCAGCACGGAUCUUCUACAACUCUCUUUCCAAUCUGUCAAGUAUCUAAAAAAGAAAAACAUCUUAAACGUGCGCGCUUUAUACACUUCACAGGGAGAUAUGGUGUUGCUUCUCUGUGUCCCCCAAAAUAUUGACUGCACGCUUAUCAGUGUGGCUGACACGAAGAAGUAUGUUGAGUAG